GCAAACGCACGGGGUAUCUAACUAGUUAUUUUUAUAAUUAGGCGCCGCCGGCUGCCCCCUCGCCUCGCGUGCUCGAUUCCCAUCUCCCCCUCCCUGCGCACACCCGCACACCACCAACACCAGACGCCGCCGCCCCUCAUCGCUGUCCCGUCCCGCGCGCGGCCGCCGCAUCCGUCCGGGCCUCCUCGUCUCCCCAGCCCCGCUGCCGCCGCAAAAACCUCCACGAAUCGCCGACACUCCAACCCGGAAGAGCCAACGAGGUGACUCCGCGCCCCGGUCAUGGGUGACAGCCAAUACUCCUUCUCUCUUACCACUUUCAGCCCGUCGGGAAAGCUUGUGCAGAUAGAGCACGCGCUCACGGCUGUCGGAUCCGGGCAGACCUCCCUAGGGAUCAAAGCUGCCAACGGUGUAGUGAUUGCCACCGAGAAGAAACUGCCUUCUAUUUUAGUGGAUGAAACAUCUGUGCAAAAGAUUCAGGCACUAACACCAAAUAUUGGAGUUGUCUAUAGUGGGAUGGGUCCAGAUUUUCGUGUUCUGGUGAGAAAAAGUCGAAAGCAGGCACAGCAGUAUUAUCGGUUGUACAAGGAGCAUAUACCUGUAACACAGCUUGUGCGGGAGACUGCUGCUGUGAUGCAGGAGUUCACACAGUCAGGUGGUGUAAGACCAUUUGGAGUAUCACUGUUGAUUGCUGGGUAUGAUGACAAUGGCCCACAGUUGUAUCAGGUUGAUCCCUCAGGAUCAUACUUCUCCUGGAAGGCAUCAGCCAUGGGAAAAAAUGUGUCAAAUGCAAAGACAUUUCUUGAAAAGAGAUACACAGAGGAUAUGGAACUUGAUGAUGCCAUCCACACUGCAAUUUUGACUUUGAAAGAAGGAUAUGAGGGGCAAAUUUCCUCCAACAACAUUGAAAUCGGAAUUAUUCGAGCUGACCGUGAGUUCAAGGUUUGGUAACAACUUGUGCCCCUCUAGCUGUAGGGGAAAUGUUUCUGUUUACUAUGUUUUUGUUGUUGGAAAUCUAAGGCUAUUUGAUAUUACAAACUCCUUGCUACUUCAAAUGGUUUGGUGAGAACUAACAGUUUCCAUACAAAUAAUAGAGUUCUAAGCCCAUCAGAGAUCAAGGAUUUCUUGGAAGAGGUGGAGUAAGUUGUCUGUUGAUGAUUUACUGUUUCAAACAAGAAUAGCAGCAUCACUUAUGAGCAGCCAGCCUGAAGCUUGUCUUGGUUUUAUCACUCUGUAAACUGAUUUGCUCCAGCGACAUGUCUUGGUUUUAUCACUCUGUAAACUGAUUUGCUCCAGCGACAUGUGGUUCUUACAUUUGAAACCCUCCUGAACGCAUACUGUAGACAAAUGAGAUACGUAAGAUGGAUUUUGUAUUUGACAGUCUCUACAGUUUGUUUAUGUGAUUCACGUUCUUGUGUGCUGUAUC
This is a messenger RNA of Zea mays, 1423 nucleotides long. RefSeq lists its product as uncharacterized. The coding region runs from base 280 to 948 and encodes 222 amino acids. Gene Ontology annotation, biological process: ubiquitin-dependent protein catabolic process. Gene Ontology annotation, cellular component: proteasome core complex; proteasome core complex, alpha-subunit complex. Lineage: Eukaryota; Viridiplantae; Streptophyta; Magnoliopsida; Poales; Poaceae. The record is from RefSeq and is a predicted model, not a curated record. The transcript has 12 exons.